AUGUUGGCUCCGUGCCGCGGCGCAGUCUCGGCAACGUGUGUGACGGACGCGACUUGUCGGUCGGCCUUGAUGAGCAAUCAUGACCCCGAACGCGACCCUACGACGCCCUUGGACAGACCCCUCAAUGCGGCGCCGCACGUCGGGCGGGACCUAAGUCACCUACCAACCACGGCAAGCAUCGUGGAGGCAACUGCCCGUGGGGGAUUGACACCGGGCUCGCUGCCUCAGCGCAGGCCCCCCGGCUGCGAUUGGACCUGUCGUCGUCUUUGCUGGUAG
Purpureocillium lilacinum is the source of this 276-nucleotide messenger RNA. The record is from RefSeq and is a predicted model, not a curated record. NCBI's taxonomy places the organism in Eukaryota, Fungi, Ascomycota, Sordariomycetes, Hypocreales, Ophiocordycipitaceae.